Molecule: messenger RNA, 451 nt
Organism: Lecanosticta acicola
Lineage: Eukaryota; Fungi; Ascomycota; Dothideomycetes; Mycosphaerellales; Mycosphaerellaceae
Source: the annotation of a GenBank genome assembly
AUGUCUUCCGCCCUCAGUCGAGCCGAACAGGCGAUCAAUCGGUUUGCCGUCCGGGCAACCUAUCGAAAUCUCCUCCGCGCAACACGCAUAGCCUUCGCCGGGGAUGAACACACCUUAGGAGCAGCACGAUUACACGCACGAGAACAAUUCCGAGCGAAGAAGCACGAGGUCUCGGGGAGUAUUGAGGCUUCCCAAGCGCUCGAGCAUGCGCAAGGCGUGACUCAGAUUCUGAGAGAGAAUCUGGUACAGGGAAAGUAGGGAUUACAAUCUGCCUUUGUUGGGAAGCCUUCUGAUGGGAGCGCUAGGAGCUGAUGAUGUGUGUAGAAAUGUUGGAGGCGAUCAAUACAAGUUGAAUAUCCAUGAGCACACGCAGAGGCUGGACAAUGAUACGGCGGGACAGUUGAAGGGAACGAAGAAGAGCUUCAAGGAGAUCAAGGAUUCGGUGUUUUGA